GCUGUGUGUGCUAGAUGUCCAAAGAAGCAGAGCUCUUCGGAACUGUUUCUGCAGCCGGACUGCAAGGCCAGUCAUAACACUGAAAAUCAUACUGGUAAGGUAUUUUCUUUUACGGUUCGACUUAUUGCAAUCCAGCGAUUACCGCCGAUCUUUUUAAAGCAUUUUCAGUUCUUUGGAAACGAAUUCCAAAUUUUUCUAAAGCUUUUGAAGAUCUCUCUGUGAACUUGCCUUGCCUUCUAAAUGCCAAAUCUUUGCAGGAUGUUCUGUAUUCCUGUCGAAAGUGAAAGCAAAACGUUUUUCUUUUUUUCAAACAAACAUCAAAGCGAUACUUUUCAACGUCUCGAGAUAGAUGUUUAGGAACUCGUUGUUGUGAAACCGAACAUGCUAGAGAUAUGUAGAUCUUUUCCUCUUCGUGAGUCGAGACAGGCUCGUAAGCUUCGAACAAAGCACAAAAGUUUUUGUGCUUAAAAGAAGCGAAGUAAUGUUUGCGGAAAAACAACACAAAUAAACCACAGUUCUUGACACCAUUAUCGCCAGUCAAGGUGUACUCUAAGUACAUUCCUCCGAAACUUGUGCAUACAACUGGUUUCUGACUGAUGCUAAAAUUAACCUUAGGCUAGAUGAAUGUAACCGAUGUGUCUGUUUUUAUGAAAUUUUUCCUCUUGUAACUUAAGGGCAGAAUCACAAUUAAUACAAUUUGUGGUUUCAUAGUCUAAUGCGUGAACGUUUGAUAUAAAUAUAACAUUAAUCUCUUAGCUUUUAUGCUUUUCAUUCAAUCCAAUUUUUCUGAUGUGUUUUUCUGGACGGCACUCAUUCUGUAAGAUGGAUUACUGAGAUCCUUACUAAGACCUGAGGCAUAAGACAGGAACAGUUAAAGGCCGAAACUUUAUCGAAUAUCGUAUUAAUAUGAGUAAUCAGAGAUUGUUGGACGAAGUCCACUAGACUGAAGAGAAUUUCCGCCCCUUUCAUUGCAGAGCUUAGAUGUUUUUUUUUCUUUUUCAGCUGAAACUUUUUAUGACGAUUUGUACUCGAUGUCAGAGAUGAGGUUUUUGAUGAUAUUGCCAGCAGUCACAGUAACUUUGACUUUCUUACACAUGGUUACAAGCACAGGAAACCCAAGGUAAGUUGGGAAUCACCAUUUAUUAAUUCGGAUAUGCCGUACUACGAUGCCACCUUUCUGUUUCCUUGUUACUUGGAAACCGAGGAUUGAGGUAUGACCACGAACACAAAACUAAAUCCCACUAUUUAAUUUCACAUUUUUUUUGUUUAAAUUGCCCUUGUCAAAUUGACGUUUUCCUCUUUUUUAUUUUCGACAGAGAUGACCCAGGAUCAACCAUUCCUUUUUCCAUAAAGGUUUGUUGCUUUCAGUUUAUUAUUUCUAACUCAGGUUAUAAAAGGGUUAGCCUCCUUACAACAAAAUGAAUGGCGACUGGAAUGAUUCAAUUCUCUCUUGAAAUACCAUUGCUAAAGUGGUUCUUAUCUGGUUUUUUCUUUCAUCUUUAAAUUUAGGAUGCUUCCAAAACAAAGAACAUAACGAGAGCUGGAGUUAACAGGGGUCUGAGGGAAUGCCAACGGCUAUUUAAGAACGACAUCUGGAACUGCAGUUUUCAUGACGAAGGUGUGACUAGAGAAUUAACUGACUUUGUUCAAACAACUUUGCCUUACGGUAGGAGCUCUUGUAAUCAUUCGAGGAAUCAUUGACAAAAUAAUUUGACUCUGUUUUUAUUAUGACUCAAUACAUCAAAGAUAAUCAAGGUUUUUCUAUUUCGGAGAUCCUUCUCCUUUUCCUUUUAUGGUCAAAAUUGAAAUAACAAUAAUGAUAAUAAUAAUUAUUGAUCAAACAAAAAUCAUGAUUUUUCCAAUUUAUUUAUAGAAUAUAAAUGUCCUUUGGUAUUAAGCUUAUAUUGUUAAACGUUCAAUCCCUUUCUGUUGUAGCCAAUAGAGAGAUGGCGUUUUUACAUGCGAUCACCACCGCUGGCAUCCUUCAAGAAAUUGUUUCUCAGUGCGCUGCAAACAAAAUUGCCGAAUGCAGUUGUAACAAAACAGCAUGGCAAUCGCACGCCUGUAAAAGAACCAUCUUGGAUUUUGCAGUAAAGCAGACAAAGAUUCUCACAAGAAGUAAAACGCAGGGGAACGACGAACAAAAUAAAAUUGACCAAAAUCAUAAAAAAGAAGGAAUAAAGGUAAAUGUCUUUUUCGUAAUUUAUGUAUUCGUAUGUUGGAUUGAGUUUCUCGCUUAAUAUCUAUCCAUUUUGUUGCCACUUUUCAUUAAAAAACCAUUCUAUAUGUAUCUUUCAACCAAGGGACAAUAAUACUAAAUAUACCUACUUUUCGAGGAAUCGAUAGAAACGCAAUGUCUCGUCAUGGUGUGCAUCACAUCAGGUUCUCUUUCUUUUUUCUCUUUGGGAAAUUUUAUCAAAUGAACACAUAGCCUGCAAGAGAAUAAAUCAUUCUCUAGUAGCCAGUCCUCAGAGCUGGCAGUGAGAGGAGGAACCUCUUUUUCUCCCUAAAGGGUUUUGUGCUCUUAUACAGGAUAUUUAAGUUAAGUUGUUGUGGAAAGUAAGGAUUUUUUGGACCUGAAUCCCAGAAAAGAGUAUGAACUUGACGGUGCCUUUUUAAUAUGAGUGGCCAAAAUGCUGCAUUUCUUUGGAGUAUAUUAAAUUUUGGGAGAAAAAACUGCCUUACAUAUGACACCAGCGUAACACUCCUAACUUUGGUGAGACUUUUGCAAACGUUACCUAGAUUGCUCAUGGGUUCCCUUGACAAUCAACCCUAGCACUUAGCUAUGUUUUGUUUUCGUAACCGCUGAUUAUUCUUACCGUGUUUUUGAUACCCAAACAGGUUUUCAAGAGGAAUUAUCGCAGUUGUCAUGGUAAAGUGCCUAAAAAUUGUAAGACUUUCCAAGAAAUUGCAAAUGAACUAAAAAGCAAAUAUCAGUCUGUUAGCAAGACCAACAGGGCGCAGCAGGAUAUCAGAUCUACUUUUAAAAGAAAGCCUAAAUUUGGAUGAAAGAAGCACACAAAUGGCGCUGUAAGCGAUGUAAAAUGACACCCACUACAGAGAAGCGAAGGAGUCCAGGCAACUGCUAAGAUAGUUCAAAAAUAUAUUCAGUAACAGUUUGCGUGUAAAAGAAAAUACGCCACCACAACCAUCAGGGUCAAACCUGGCACAAAUGUUAAACUUGAGCAAGCAUUUCCCCGUCAUUAUAAAUGAGUAUUGUUACACUUCUUGUUGCCAAAGCCAUUUUAUUGAGAGAAACCCUGGGAGCUUUAGUCUUUUAAAACAGGGGCCUCUUAUUCUCAGGCCCUUAAACGUAUCGCUUGUAGGUUUUAGUGGCGCAGUAAAUCUACGUUUCCAAUUUUUUCUCUAAUAUUGAACCGUCUUAAUAAAUAGCAAAUAGAAAAACCUUUGGAGCUUUAGUCUUUUAAAUCAGGGGCCUCUUAUGUUUAGGUUCAUAAAUGUAUCUCACGUUGGUUUUAGUGAAUCAGUAAAUCCACACUUGCAAUAUUUGCUAUAAUAUUGCCAGGUAGCAAAUAAUGAACGCGUUCCUCGACCGCUUUCCAAGAGGGAAGUACAUCUAGUUCAAAAGGAGGAUUUUUUUAGGUAUAUGAUCUUUCUGCUUGAAUGGUGUCACAUUAUCAUGUGAAACUUUGUUAUUUUAGAAGAUGUUUUUUACCACGUCCCUUAUGGCUAUUUAAAGAAUCCUGUACACUCGCAUAUUCUUAUAUCACACUGAAUAUUACGCAGGUAGAGCAGUUAAUGACGAGGCACAUCUAAUGAAGAUAUGUUGGCCUUUUAGAAAUCUAUUUCCUCUGGAAAAAACUGACUAAUAAAUUGAGAAAAAUUUUGUUAAUAAAAUCCUG
Messenger RNA from Pocillopora meandrina, 3863 nucleotides. NCBI's taxonomy places the organism in Eukaryota, Metazoa, Cnidaria, Anthozoa, Scleractinia, Pocilloporidae. The record is from the annotation of a GenBank genome assembly.